Messenger RNA from Oncorhynchus gorbuscha (pink salmon), 1634 nucleotides. RefSeq names its product potassium inwardly rectifying channel subfamily J member 1b (gene kcnj1b). Gene Ontology annotation, biological process: potassium ion import across plasma membrane; regulation of monoatomic ion transmembrane transport. NCBI's taxonomy places the organism in Eukaryota, Metazoa, Chordata, Actinopteri, Salmoniformes, Salmonidae. The record is from RefSeq and is a predicted model, not a curated record. Gene Ontology annotation, molecular function: ATP-activated inward rectifier potassium channel activity. Bases 75 to 1244 code for a protein of 389 amino acids. Gene Ontology annotation, cellular component: plasma membrane. The transcript has 2 exons.
CUCUGCAACGCCUACAUUGCAACUCACUGAGGAGUGUGAGGUCCCAUACCGAUCCCGUCUCUGCAGUUUGGCCCAUGGUUUCACUUAGCAGCUCCAGGAUGUUUCAGUUCAUCCAGAGGCACAUCCACGACCACGUGAUGGAGCGCAUAAUCCGCCGGACUCGUCUGGUGACCAAAGAUGGCCGCUGCAACAUUGAGUUUGGCAACAUCGAGUACCACAACCAAUUUGCCUACCUGGGGGAUUUCUGGACGACGGUUGUGGAGAUCCGCUGGCGUUUCGUCCUCCUCCUCUUCGUCGCCUCCUUCACAGGCAGCUGGUUCAUCUUCAGCCUUCUGUGGUACUGGAUUGCCAAGAGCAAUGGUGAUCUGAUUGGACAGAACCGCACAGACAGCCACGUUCGUUGUAUAGACAAUGUCAAUGGACUCACCACGGCUUUCCUGUACUCCUUAGAGACCCAGACAACAAUUGGUUAUGGUGGACGGGCACUCACUGGGCACUGCCCUGGCACCGUGGCCCUCAUUGUCGUCCAAUCCCUCAUUGGGGUCUUUGUCAACUGCUUCAUGUGUGGAGUGAUCCUGGCCAAGAUCUCCCUUCCCAAGAAGAGGGCAAAGACAGUGACCUUCAGUAACACAGCGGUCAUCUGCCUGAAGAAGGGCAGCCUGUGCCUGCUUAUCCGAGUGGCCAACCUCCGCAAGACCUUGCUAAUCGGGAGCAAAAUCUACGGCAAGCUGCUUAGGACAACUGUCACGCCGGAAGGUGAGACUAUAAUUCUCGACCAGGUAGGCAUUGACUUUGCAGUGGACGCUGGCAAGGACAACCUGUUUUUUGUCUGCCCGCUGACAUUGUACCACAUCAUCGACAAGGCCAGUCCAUUUUACGACAUGUCAGCGGACACCCUCCAGCAGCAGGAUUUUGAGCUGGUGGUCUUCCUGGAUGGGAUGGCCGAAUCCACCAGCUCCGCCUGCCAGGUACGGACCUCCUUCAUCCCCCAGGAGGUCCAAUGGGGAUACAGCUUCCUGCCCAUCAUCUCCCGCACCAAGACAGGCAAGUACCAUGUGGACUUCUCCAACUUCUCCAGAACCGUGCCGGUGACGACCCCACACUGUGUCCAAUGCUUUCAGAGUGAUCCAGACCAAACCAAUCACAACAAUAACCAAAACAACCACCACAGGAAGCUAGGUAUUGACAACCCCGGAUUCGAGGUGAUUGACAUUCAAGACACAAUGGAUAUCACAGAAAUGUGAGCCAGAGGAAAGAGGGUGAAAUUUUCCGCUGUAAACAACAGACUAUCAGACAGCAGCCCCCAGGAUGUGGGGCGUGGCUCGCCAAGAGAGAUGUGGAUUAAGCACUUGUUUAUGAGAGUAUUCAUGUCCUCUCUAUAGUCCGAUGUGGAUGACAGAAAGCUCAUAUUGGGGUCAGGGGCUCAUAGUGAGUCAUUGAGAAUGAGCAGGUAGCCCCAGUUCUAAUCUAAUAACCAGUGAGCCAAAGAAUAAUGUACACCUUGGAUAUGGGUGCAAAUCUUUACUUUACUUCAUGUGAUCAUUGGGUAUUGCACUUGAGUUAAGACUGAACAACUCAAUAUUAUUUAUGUCUAUGCCUUUAAAAGACAAAAUAUCAGCCUUUAUGUGUUGUUU